This is a messenger RNA of Xiphias gladius (swordfish), 2074 nucleotides long. Its product is annotated as serine/threonine-protein kinase SBK1-like. The record is from RefSeq and is a predicted model, not a curated record. The coding region runs from base 331 to 1527 and encodes 398 amino acids. Gene Ontology annotation, biological process: peptidyl-threonine phosphorylation; peptidyl-serine phosphorylation. NCBI's taxonomy places the organism in Eukaryota, Metazoa, Chordata, Actinopteri, Istiophoriformes, Xiphiidae. The transcript is spliced from 4 exons. Gene Ontology annotation, molecular function: ATP binding; protein serine/threonine kinase activity.
GGCUCCGGAGCGAGUCGGCAGCGGGCGGACUGUGACGGACGGCGGAGGAACCCGGUCGAGGUCUCUGCAGGGCUUCGGGCUCAGGUUCUCUCUCUGCGCUGUGGAGGAUUUAAAAAAAAAAAAAAAAACAAAGAAAGAAAGAAAGAAAAAAAAAUAAAAAACCAGGGAAGAAGAAAAGACAAAAUUCCAGGAUCUGCGACGCUUCCUCUGCCGGCUGAAGAGUCAGGUGUUGGCUGGAUGGAUUGAUUCCGUGGGGCAGCUCAUCCUGAAAGGAACACCCGUCUCCAGACCAGCCCUCGGCCCCUGGCCCCGGCCCGUCCAUCCACGAGAAUGAACUCCUCGCCCCACGGCUCCCGCGCCUCCAUCGACAUCCUGGAGGAACUUCAGCUGAUCGCUGCACAGAACCUGGAAAAACUGGACAUCAACAAAUACUAUGAGGUCGUCCGUGAACUGGGCAAGGGCACCUACGGGAAAGUGGACCUGGUCGUCCACAAAAUCAGAGGCACAAAAAUGGCCCUGAAGUUUCUGCGGAAGAAGACCACUAAGCUGAAGAGCUUCCUGAGAGAGUACAGCAUCUCCCUUUACCUGUCGCCCUGCCCGUUCAUCAUCAACAUGUACGGCAUCGCCUUCGAAACGGACGAGUACUACAUCUUCGCCCAGGAGUACGCUCUGGCCGGAGAUCUGUUCGACAUCAUCCCCCCGCAGGUGGGACUCCCGGAGACGGUGGCCAAGCGCUGCGUCCACCAGGUGGCCAUCGCCCUGGAUUACCUGCACUGUAAGAAGCUGGUCCACCGGGACAUCAAGCCUGAGAACAUCCUCAUCUUUGACAAAGAGUGCAGAAAGGUCAAGCUGUCAGACUUCGGCAUGACGCGGCGCGCCGGCUCCCCGGUGAAGCGUGUGAGCGGCACGAUCCCGUACACGGCGCCCGAGCUGUGCGACACCUCGCGGCACGAGGGUUUCUGCGUGGACUACAGCACGGACGUGUGGGCGUUUGGCGUGCUGCUCUUCUGCAUGCUGACGGGAAACUUCCCCUGGGAGAAGGCCAUGCCGAAUGAUGCCUUCUACGAGGAGUUUGUUCGCUGGCAGCGGCGUCGGACGGGCACGGUGCCUUCGCAGUGGCGCCGCUUCACUGAUGAAGCCCUACGAAUGUUUCGUAGACUCCUCUCCAUCGAGCAGGAGCGCCGCUGCUCCGUCAAAGAAGUCUUCAGCUACUUCAACCAGUGCUGGAUGUUGGACAUGGAGAACGGGAACAGCACCGGCAGCGGCGGCGGUUUGGCGAGCAGUGCUCCUCCUCUGGACAUCAGCUCGUCCUCGUCCGAAGAAGAUGUGUUAGUGGACAGACUGAAGCAGCAGAGCCUGUCAGCCGCCUGUGUGGCGGCGAAGGGAAACAUCAUGAUGGACACUCACUACUCCUCCAUGUCCACCAACAGCUCGCCGUCCUCCACCGGCAGCUACGAGCGGGUCAACCGGGAAAACAACGAAAGAGGACGCCUCCUGGUGGCCACGCCCAUUGAGAUCUGUGUGUAGAUGCUGCUGCUGCUGCUUUACGGGCGACCUGCUCACACGUGAAGCCGGUGUGAGCUGAAGAGGAAGAUUUUCUCCGAGCAUGGAACGAGAGGAGAAAAGUGAGGAAGGAAGUGUGGCGUCAGGAAACUAUCAGCAGUCUGACAUACGCUGUAGCUUCACUGCGGAUUCCAUCGUUUCUGAUGAAGACAAACUCCCAGUGAGACAAUCACGCGCUGUAGCCUCCUGAAUGUGGUCUAUACUGCAGAUACUGAAACGGGACAGGACAUGGACUCACCCGACUCACUGUUAAACAAAAAAUAAAAACUGGACGGAGAGUAAAUAAAAACAAAAAAAACAAAACAACAUAAUCCGUAAGCAAUAUGUUCAAAUGUUUGGAAAAACUCGAUCGCUGCAAAAACAAUCUGAAGAAGAAGAAGGAGGCUGCGAUCGGCUUUCUAGUAGAGGUUCAGUGCAUAAAAGACUGAUGGCACUAUUGUGUGUUUAUUGUAUUGUACCAUUUUCAUGUUUGGUAGAUACGUUUCUGUGAAGUGUGUGUUGUUGUUUUUUU